AUGUCGCAAGACGUCUUGAACCCGCUCGUCUGUGAUCUAGUAACGGAAUUGCAAACACUUCAACUCUACAAAGACAAGCUCGAGAAAGAAUUACUAGAGACGAAGAACCAACUUGUUGCUGAGCUUGUCAGCACCAAGGCCCAGAUCUUGGCAGAUUUAAACUGGACUUUGACAGGCGUGAGCAGAUUCCAAGACGACUCCCCGGACCCUCUCGAUAUCCAUAGGGACCCAGCAAAGCUGGGGAUAGACACUACCCAGGGCCAGAAACCGGUGCAUGACGAAGCUCCAGAAGACAGCGACGGAUAUCAAAGCGCCCAAGAAAACUUUUCAUUUCAACCGCCGGCAGGGGUUGAUGGACAGGAUAUCGUCCACAUACAUAACAGAACGGAAAAGGUCAAGGCACGCCGAUCAGGACCUUCCCUAAAACGCAAGACGAUAAGUCUAGGCAAGAAGGGCAAGGUCUUUUCUGCAGUCGUCUAUUACGAUCCUACGUCUUGUGAAAUGGAAGCUGCUAUGUAUCUGCCUGCAGGUCAGGCCUUGCCAGAUCUCAAGGACUUGGUAAAGGCUGUCUCCUAUUCUUUGUCGGAGUUACUAAUGGUAGAUCAGUUUGAGAAAUUAGUUGGCGGCCAUGCCUCUGCAUCAUCGCAACCACGUACUUUACAAACAAAAGACCCGGCAAAGUCGUCCGCACAGCGCAGGAAACACCUGACGCGAGCUGCCACAAAAGUUCUUCAGAGUCAACCGCGACUCCAGGAGUCCUAUGAGCGUGAGCAACAACUGGAUAAUCUGAGCAGCUUAGAAUCCUCGACGUCUACGUCAUCGCAUCCCAACAUUUUGGGAAACGAAACAUCGGUAACUUGCUUGAGUCGACAUGCUCCACCGAUGCUGCAACCGACUGGGGAGGCAAGAAGUACAGAUCCAGCAAAUGUCUCCGGUCCCAUUGGUUCAGAGUUGCAACAAGGCCGCUCAGAAUAUAUGGAGAUUCAACAAACCCAUCUUCCUAUCACUCAAAUCCUGUCGUCGAAAUGGCAAGGUGACACUUGUUUCUUUCUAGUACGGCGCGAGGCAAUCGGACUCGGACAGUGUGAUGUAUACGAGAAUUGGGAAGAGGAAAAGAAUGUCCGUUCGGAGGACGAGGAAUUAGUUGAAGCGUAUUGGGACGAUGUCUGA
Messenger RNA from Truncatella angustata, 1170 nucleotides. RefSeq lists its product as uncharacterized. The coding region runs from base 1 to 1170 and encodes 389 amino acids. The transcript has a single exon. The record is from RefSeq and is a predicted model, not a curated record. NCBI's taxonomy places the organism in Eukaryota, Fungi, Ascomycota, Sordariomycetes, Amphisphaeriales, Sporocadaceae.